Molecule: messenger RNA, 2005 nt
Organism: Frankliniella occidentalis (western flower thrips)
Lineage: Eukaryota; Metazoa; Arthropoda; Insecta; Thysanoptera; Thripidae
Exons: 5
Coding region: 398-1885 (495 amino acids)
Source: RefSeq, a predicted model, not a curated record
CCCAGCGGCGCGACGGCAAUGCAGUCGGCGGGACGAGGGAAUAGCGGAGGCCCAACGAGACUGGCCAAGGAAAGUCGCAACUCGAGUAAAAAAUCUGCCCUGCGGACACACGUUUUGUAAAGAAUGCGUGCAGAAUCGUUCCUUCGGGACCAGUUGUCCUACUAGCCGAAAAGCCCUGCCGGCGAACCUACGCGACCUCCCCGACAACAUCGCCCUGCUCCGACUGAUUCAGGACAGAGUCGUACCACCCAGACAGCAACUGCAGCGGGGCGUGGACGCGGGCAGGAAGGUGGUGGAGGCGCUGCGGCUGGCGCUCCCCAAGGUCGUGAAGGCGCUCAACCGCCAGCUGGACGCGUCCGUGGUCAAGCUCCGCCAGCUGGAGGAGGCGCUGGAGGAGAUGCAACGGAGUAAGACUGGAGAUACUGGCACCCCGCCCCAAGAGCAGCUGCAGCUGGCCGUGCAGCUGGAGGACAGCCUCCGCCUGCUCACCACCAACAAUUGCAGCGUCGUCUCGGAGGAAGAGGACGGAUCCACCUGGAAGGCCGAUGUGCAGCUCGACUCGUUCGGCGACGUCUUCCGCCUUCUGUUGCUGCAGCUGCGCGCGGACUGCCAGCUGGCCAAGGCCCUGCCGGCGAACCCACGCGACCUCCCCGACAACAUCCCCCUGCUCCGACUGAUUCAGGACAGAGUCGUACCACCCCGACAGCAACUGCAGCGGGGCGUGGACGCGGGCAGGAAGGUGGUGGAGGCGCUGCGGCUGGCGUUCCCCAAGGCCGUGAAGGCGCUCAACCGGCAGCUGGAUGAGUCGGUCGCCCAGCUCGUGCAGCUGGAGGAGGCCCUGGAGCAGCAGGUGCCGCAGUGUAAGACAGGCGAUGGGUGCACCUCACCGGAGCAGCUGCAGCUGGCCAUGCAGCUGGAGGACAGCCUCCGCCUGCUCACCACCAACAAGUGCAGCGUCGUAUCGGAGGAAGAGGGUGGAUCCACCUGGAGGGCCGAUGUGCAGCUCGACGGGUUGGGCGACGUCUUCCGCCUUCUGUUGCUGCAGCUACUCGCAGACGGCCAGCUGGUCAAGGUUGAGGACGUCGCUGUCUCCUCGUCCCCAGCCGCGUAUGUGGGGCCACCAAUGACAACCACCCUGACCAUAACAGACAAAGAUCUCGCUGAAGAUGAUUUAAAGGUGAAUGACAUCGUACGCGACAAACAGCGGUGGGAACAUAUACGCUGCAUAAAGGGCUUGAAGGGCAAGGGCUCGGAUAAACUACUGCGUGUCCUGGCGUCGCACCCGGUGCACCUCGAGGAGCUCGGGUGCUCCAGUCCGGUAGAACCGAAGGUCAUGGAGGAGGUGCUCAAACUGACAUCACUCAAACGGAUAGACGUGGAAUGCGUUGAGAAGUGUGACGACUACCCGGACCUGCCGUUGCAGCUGGAAGAGCUCAGAAUAGAAACUCCAAGCGAGCGUCAGCUGCGCUGUGUGCAGCGCAUGCCCGCCCUGCACAGCCUAACGGUGUGGGAUUACUUUGGUCCCAAUGUAACGUUCACCCCCUCUCAGUCCGGGACACUGCGCUGGCUGUGCGUGGCCCUCAACACUCUCCACAAGCCCACCAUGCUCUCGCUGGUCCGCGCGCACGCCUCGUCACUGCGGGAGCUGCAGGUGUACUGCACCGUCAGUGACGACGAGCAGAAUGGUGGCUUCUACUUCCCCGACCUCGGCCGAGACCUCGCUGCUAGCGGCCUGCUGCACCUCAAGCGGCUCGUACUUAUGCGUCCGAAUGCCAAGUGCACGGACGCCGCUGGCUGCCUCAUGCAGCGGCGCAACCUCCGUUCCGUCCUGCCCUCAUCCGUUGGGGUGGUUUGCGGCCCGUGUGCGGCCUCUGCUCUAGAGUGAAUGUUUACCCGCACCAAGGACGAAGCUCCCGUCAUCCAAGUGAUUAUCUCAUUUUGAUUUUUGUGUGCGUAAGGUUUUCUUCAGUUGAUUGUUAACUAUAAAGAUAAUCAUUUAACUCGA